AAAGUAUAGACUGAAUUUAUUUAUACGAUUCAUUUUCCGUUUUUGCUUUGCGGGAUCUAGCUCUCAGUCCACUUCUGUGAACACCACCACAUUUUCGUUCCUUUUGGAUGGAAUGUUUGCAAAGCUCGAGUCAUGCCUAUCCGCGACAUUCUUCAUCUUUCUAUCACUAGCCCCUAAAAGCAACCACCAUCCUGAAUAGUCUGUGAGCUUUUAACUUGGCCAGCAGCUGGUGCAUGAAUUAGGGUAUUAGGGUAAUCUUAUUUUUAAUGAUGACUACAUUAUAAUUGAUGGCUGCUAUGUUGUGAAAGCGUUUAUGCUUUCAAUAAACGUAACGCGUCUAGCAUUGUUCCUAGUAUCCAACAAGGACUGUGACAGUUUGACCCAUUUAAUAUUAUUCUAACUGAUAAAGUGCUCGAGUGAAUCAGGUGUGUUGGGAGUAGAAAUACCUGGAAACUGUGCAAAGUGGUGGAUCUCUAGAGAUCAGAUGGAGAACUCCUGAUCUAGCCGACUCGUCUCAGGAGCUUCGUGGCACAGUGUAUAUUUACUCAGAGUAAUUCUCAACUCUGAUCAGGUUUCCUAGGUGCAGUGGGCUUCAGGAGCAGGCAAGAGCCAUCGGGACCUAGGGUGGAGUGGAGCGCAAGGAUCACGUUGGAGACCAAGCAAUGCUGUAAAUGGACUCUGAGUUUAAAGCAGUGCUCGGCCUAGAGAUGGCACUUUAAAGCUGACUAUACUGCAGGAACCUGGUGAAGAACCGGCUUCCCUCAGCACCAUACACCACUCUCUGAGGAAUAUGUACAAUUAGCAACUGAGAGUCAGAAUUUUCACAAUGCCAGCUUUAAAUAAAAUGCUGGUUCUCCAUGUUCUCUUGGCUUUCGUGGCUUUCUUGGGGUUCAUUAAAUGUCAGGAUUUGCCAAGUUAUGACCUGCUGGAAGAGUUCCGCUUGGUUGAGAGCAGAGGGGUGAGGCAGGUGAAAGGCUCGGAGCCAGGCUCAGUAGCAUACCGUGUAAACCCCUCUCUGCAUCUCAGGAAGAGCUUGAGCGACGUUUACCCAAAUGGUCUGCCUACUGACUACUCUGUCAUAGCCACUUUCAAGAUAACCAAGGAUGAGGCGAAGACAUCCUGGAACCUUUGGCAGGUUAGCGACCCUGAGAGCCGGGACCUGGUAGGGCUGCGUUUUAAUGGUGACUCUAGAACUCUGGACUACUUCUACAGCAGCCCCAGCAAUACACAGAUGCUGCGCACCUUCCACGGUGUGGAGAGGCUGUUUGACGGUGAGUGGCACAAACUGGCUCUCAGUGUGAAGGGAGACCAGGCGAAGCUACUGGUGGACUGUGAAGAAGUGAGCUCUGAGCCGCUGGAUGAGCCGAGGCCAGUCAUCCUCCGUGGCUACACCUCCAUCGUCAAGAGAACUGCUGGAGAUCGCUCUGUCUCUGUGGACCUGCAGAGGAUGCAUGUUUCCUGUGAUGCUGACCAGGCCUAUUCUGAAGGCUGCUGUGAGCUCUCCAGUGUGUGUGGAGGACAUGCAGAGAUUGGACUCAGUGCUAGCAGAGGCAGAGCCACAUGUAAAUGCAUCCACGGACAACCAGGUCCACAGGGAAUUUCUGGUCCAAAGGGUCACAGAGGUCUGCCAGGAGAGCUUGGAGAACCAGGGCGAAUCGGAAACUGGGGGCGACGGGGAGAUACUGGAGACUAUGGUAACAUAGGCGAACCUGGUCCUAAGGGCUACGCUGGGAUCAAAGGAGAGAAGGGAAUGCGAGGACUCCAUGGCCCUGAGGGUGACAGAGGGCAUAAAGGUCUCAAAGGUUUACCAGGUGCUGCAGGCCACAAGGGAGUGCGUGGGCCUCCUGGAGAGAGAGGGGAGACUGGGCUGGCAGGAGAGAGAGGUUCAGUGGGAGAUCAGGGGUACCAGGGAAUUCCUGGAUAUCAGGGAGUGAAGGGAGAUGAAGGCCCCUCUGGAAAUGACGGACCUCCAGGACCACAGGGCCUGCAGGGUGUUGUGGGAGAUCCUGGUGAAAGAGGAGAACCUGGAGAAAAAGGAAAGCCUGGUAUACAAGGACCUAAGGGAAGAGUUGGCAGCAUGGGAAUAAAGGGCAUUGCUGGUGAUCCAGGUUUACCUGGGAGGGAUGGAGACCCGGGCAUUGAGGCUUAUCAAGGAUCACAGGGGCCUGAGGGCAAAGCUGGAACAGUUGGUGACAGGGGUGAGAAAGGUGCUCAGGGGCCUCCAGGGAACAUGGGUCCUCAAGGACGUACUGGUCUGCAAGGAUACAAGGGCUCAGCAGGAAAGCCAGGAAGACCAGGACUCAUUGGGCCUCCUGGAAGAACGGGACAUAUAGGAUUACCUGGAAAACCAGGCCCAAAGGGAAGUACUGGUAUUCCGGGAUUUCAAGGUGUAAAAGGACAAAAGGGUGAGAAAGGACAGAAAGCACCAAAAGGCAGGGUGGGGGAUAGAGGUGAGCCAGGGCCACAGGGAGGCCAGGGGAAGCGAGGGCCAGUUGGAGAGCCUGGCCUUAAAGGUAAUGUGGGGACCAAAGGCGUCCAAGGAGACGAAGGGCCAGAGGGCUUUCAGGGACUUCCAGGACCACAAGGCCCAACGCUUUCAGCCCAACAUGUUAUCGAGGUCUGCAAGCGUGUGGUGCUGGAACAGAUGUCCACAUUUGCCAACUCUGUGAAGCGGACAUGUGCAGCAGUGUGUCCACUGUAUGGUGAUGUGCCCAUGGGUGCCCCUGGUCCCCCAGGACAAAAGGGACCACCUGGACCAACUGGUGAUCCUGGAACUGACGGUGUUGAUGGAGAAGUGGGGCAGCAAGGAUUCUAUGGAGAGCCUGGUGAUCCAGGCAGAAAAGGGGUACAAGGUGACCAAGGAGAGAAAGGAGACAAGGGUCCAAAAGGUUAUGGUUUAACUGGUUACACUGGAGACCAGGGACAAAAGGGUCAGCGUGGGCGUCCUGGCAGAGUCUUCGACGGGCGCCCUGGUCAAAUGGGUGAGAGAGGCCAUGUUGGCCGACCCGGACUGAGGGGUCAUCCUGGACUACCUGGCGUUCCUGGAGUUUGCCUGACAUCAGGGUGUGGUUUGCUCAGUGGGACUGCUGGUAGCACACCCCAACAAGAAUCCCAGAGCUCAUCCCGACAGAUAUCACAGAGACUGCGGGCACGCCCAUAAUGUUAUAGGAUAACUGCAAUUGUGCAAUUGCAUAGUGAGACAAUAACUGAUGUAUAUAGAUUUGGACCUCCACAAGUCCAGUCCCUCCUCAAAAGACUGUACGAUUCCAAUAAUAAAGAACAGAACCAUCACAAAUCUACAGGAUCAACCGAGGCCAACUGAGAAAUUUAUGUUCAAAGCAAUUUAUCUGGCUAACAACUUAUUGUAAUUAUUACAAAUAUUGUAACAAUGUCUUGAGUUUUUAAAAAGGCAUUUAUGUGGUUCCAA
This is a messenger RNA of Pangasianodon hypophthalmus (striped catfish), 3427 nucleotides long. RefSeq names its product collagen alpha-1(IX) chain. The transcript has 27 exons. NCBI's taxonomy places the organism in Eukaryota, Metazoa, Chordata, Actinopteri, Siluriformes, Pangasiidae. The record is from RefSeq and is a predicted model, not a curated record. The coding region runs from base 827 to 3160 and encodes 777 amino acids.